UGGACGUUGUACGCACCACGCACUCGUUUGAAACCUAGGCGUAUGUAUUGUUUAUUUACGACGAUAUGUAGUAUUAAGAGUGGGUUUUUGCCAGUGAUGGAUUCCAAUUUACAAGAAUCCAAAAAUAAUCAAACUGCUGUUGAGGAUACAUAUCAACAAAUGCGAAAACUAUGUGAGAAUUACAAAUUGUUCGCGAAAAUGGAUAAUGAUAGCAAUGACUUGGAUGAACUAUAUUCAACUAGCCUGAAUUUAAGUUAUAUUCGAGAUGAUUAUGAAACUAUAAAACAUGAAUUAUCAGUCAUUAAAGCUAAUCGUCAAAUUGCUCGAGACGCACUUUUAGCUGCCGGAUUUCAAUGUCCCGAUGAUCCACCAACGUACUCUUAAUCAUCUAUCUACAGCGUGAGUACGAGAACUCAAACUUUGGCAUCACCGUGAAAUGUGAAAUUCUUUUUUGUUUUUCUGAAAAUUGAUUUCUGAUUUACUCUAUUAAAUAUUUACAUUACUUCAACUUGACCAUAGUUUUAUUUGUUAACUAAUUCAUUGUUAGGCGAAAUCGUAAUCUACAACUUGUUUGCUUACCUGAUUUUCAUUUUUGAAUUAUUUAUUUGCCCCUCUUUUUUGUAGCGUUUAAUCUGUUUCAAUUUAAUAUUUCUAACACUGUAAAUAGUAUGAUUAUAUUCACUUGAAGUUGCCUAAAAUAGCUUUUCUCUCAUUCUCAUAUAAACACAUGUAUAUAUUGGCUUUUGUUCUUGAAUUACUAUUAUGAUUACUACCUCUUCAUGUGUUUCCAUGGUCAUAAAUUACUUCAAUGAGAAAUUGGUCUUUUUUGUGGUUCUUUUUGUUUACUACCGUUCAAUAAUUUUUGAUGGGUCAUAUCUGUUAUGGGACAACAGAAUAAUGACCAGUAAGAUUACUAGAAUAUCUAAAUAACUAAGUCGUAAACAAUAGGUAGUUUAGUAAGGUUACAAGUUAAAAGGCAAUAAAUUUAAUUCAUUUUUUGGGGAUAUCCUUAUUUUGGAACAUAACAAAUAUAUUUGGAUGCGCACUUCUGAGUAGUCCCACAAUAGGAUGAAACGGCCGUCUAGUGCUUCCA
This is a messenger RNA of Schistosoma rodhaini, 1093 nucleotides long. The record is from the annotation of a GenBank genome assembly. NCBI's taxonomy places the organism in Eukaryota, Metazoa, Platyhelminthes, Trematoda, Strigeidida, Schistosomatidae.